CUUCAAGCAAACAACGCAUUUUCACAGUCUGUGGGCGCACACAAAGGGCAAUACCAACAAAUUUCUCUCCCACUGUCAUCAAUGGCAGAAUUUCCUCAACACCAGAUUGUAUAUAUUCAUCUAUGUUUCGUCUUCCGCAGCAGAAUUGAAUUGAAGCAUCUUCGUCUCGUCAAUGGCGGUGUCCAAAGGGAAAUACGGUAAGAUUAACUUUCACGGCAGGAAAUGGUCCACAUUAGAGCUCUCCAAGAUCAUCAUGGCUCUCGUUUUGGCCCUCGGCUUCUCCAUGCUUCUCGCUCUCCGGUUCUUCUCUCCUCCCGAAAGUUCUGAUCCCAACCUACCCGACCGUCUCGCUUCCGUCAGGCGUAAAGCCGUUGAGAGUGAGGGGUUGGGGAAGAGAGGGGAGCAGUGGGUUGAGGUCAUUUCUUGGGAGCCAAGGGCUUUCAUUUAUCACAAUUUCUUGUCCAAGGAAGAGUGCUUGUACUUAAUUAGUCUUGCAAAGCCUCGUAUGGUGAAGUCAACUGUGAUUGAUUCCGAAACUGGCAAGAGUAUGGAUAGCAGGGUGCGCACCAGCUCUGGUAUGUUUCUGAGUAGAGGGCAGGACAGAAUCAUCAGGAACAUAGAGAAAAGAAUUGCAGACUUUACAUUCAUUCCUAUAGAGCAUGGAGAAGGACUUCAAAUUCUGCACUAUGAAGUUGGGCAGAAGUAUGAUGCUCACCAUGAUUACUUUGUUGAUGAGUACAACAUCAAAAAAGGAAGCCAAAGAAUGGCCACCCUUCUCAUGUAUUUGUCGGAUGUUGAAGAAGGGGGCGAGACGGUGUUCCCGGCUGCAAAAGGAAAUUUCAGCUCUGUGCCAUGGUGGAAUGAGCUUUCUGAAUGUGGUAAAGGUGGACUUUCUGUAAAACCAAAGAUGGGGGAUGCGUUAUUGUUCUGGAGCAUGAAGCCUGAUGCUUCCUUAGAUCCUACAAGUUUGCAUGGUGCUUGCCCUGUAAUAAAAGGGAACAAAUGGUCAUGUACAAAGUGGAUGCAUGUUAACAAAUACUCGUGAGGGAAUAAUUAAAAUACAUUCGUUGGUGGAUAGUUAGGAAGUCGAGAGAAUGCCUAUUUUUCUAACGAAAGCUCAUGUUGAAAGGGAGAAGAAGACGAAGAAGAAGAUUGUUGUUUAUACUUUUUAUAUGUAAUUCUUUUGCUGCUUAAUCUUUCACCUUCUGAAAAGUUGCAUGCUUGAGUUGAGUUGUAUAGUUACUGCUUAAUUUGUAUGCACAGAAAGUAAUUCAUGAAAAAAAUGUAGUUUUUUGUCUACUUU
Molecule: messenger RNA, 1303 nt
Organism: Momordica charantia (bitter melon)
Lineage: Eukaryota; Viridiplantae; Streptophyta; Magnoliopsida; Cucurbitales; Cucurbitaceae
Product: putative prolyl 4-hydroxylase 3
Biological process (GO): peptidyl-proline hydroxylation to 4-hydroxy-L-proline
Cellular component (GO): endoplasmic reticulum
Molecular function (GO): procollagen-proline 4-dioxygenase activity; iron ion binding; L-ascorbic acid binding
Source: RefSeq, a predicted model, not a curated record